CGUGUUUGGUUUGUUCCACUGUGUAUGUAUCUAUCAGCAUGGCGGCUUGCACGAGUUUUGAAGACGAACCGUUGAAAGUUGCAGUUGAAAUGGGCGUCACACUGAAAGUAAAGGAAAAUCACGCAACUCCAGAGAAGACGGACACCUUCUACAAUCCUAAGAUGAGAAUGAACAGAGAGAUGGUCCUGUGCGCACUUGCUACCAUGGCUGAGGAGAAGGACCAGCUACGGUGUCUGGAUGCAUUUGGAGCCACAGGCAUUGAAGGGAUACUGUGGACCAAGUAUCUUAAAAGCAAGCAGCCUCAAGUGACCAUUGGAGACAUCAAGGAGGAAACAGUCUCUCUCAUCAGAAGGAACGUCCGGUCAAAUGGCUUCAGGGUCAAGACGGAAGACAAGAAACGUGUUGCGGACAGCCAAGAUGGAAGGACUAACAAUGAAGAGGGUUGUAGUAUUGAUGACAACAGUGCUGGAAGAAAAGAUGAAGAAGUGAUGAAGAAACCAGAGAUUGAAGUUGUGUGCUGUGAUGCCAAUGUGUUACUGCACCAGAGACCUUUUGAUUUUGUGCACCUUGAUCCCUAUGGCUGUUCCGUACAGUACUUAGAUGCUGCCUUCCGAAAUGUCCCAAAGGACGGCAUCGUGGCUGUAACGUCCACAGACACCAGUGCCGUGUACGGGAAAUGCCCAAACGUCACCCAGAGACACUAUAAUGGCUACAUUACCAGGAGCGAGUUCAUGAGAGAAAUGGCAGUCCGGUUAAUUCUUGCAUCUGUUGUCAGAGCUGCAGCCAGGUGUAACAAAGGUGUAGAUGUUCUCCUCUCCCUGGUGGCGGAACAUUUCCUCCUGGUCAUCGUGAGAGUCCAGCGGGGUCCGUCCUACGCUGAUGCGUGUCUGGAGCGUGUGCAGGGGGUCAUCCAUUGUCAGCUGUGUCAGGAGAGGGUCUUCCAGCCCAACGACAGGAUGUUAAAUGAGAACAGCUACACAUUUCUGCCCUGCACCUGCCAUGCUGGGACACCUGGUAAGACUGCUGCGCUGCUGGGACCAGUGUGGAGCGGCCCUGUCUUCAACCUGGAGUUCCUGAAGAAAAUGUUUUUAACUUGUAGAGGCUUGCUUGUGAGUCCAACAACAAGAAACCACCUGAAAACUAUGAUUCAAGAAGCCCAGUGCCCGGCAGGAAAAAGUGAGGAAGACUUGGACGAUAACUGUCAAGAAGCUGAAGAGAACCCAUGGAAGAAGAGAAAAACAGAUGGAGAGCAUGGGGAACCACACCCACCCUUCUACUACAACAUCCACAGACACUGUGCUAAAAGCAAGGACUCCCCAAAGAUGCAGAAAAUUCUGCAGUAUAUGCGGAAGGAAGGCUACCGAGCAAGCCGGACACAUUUUGAUCCCGUUGCGAUCAGAACGGACGCCACCCUGCUUCAGCUCAAGGCUGUUCUGCAGAAGUACAGCAACCAAACUGUUAACUGAGCACCUGGUUGUUAGGCCUAGGGUAAAGAAUGUUGUGUUUCCUGUUUCAGUCCUGAAAAAAUUAGGGUUGGUAGGCAUGAGGACACUGCCUUUCAAUGUCAAACUUGAAUGUUGUGCAUAAUAGAUAUAUUUAUCCUUCAUUAGAUAGUACAAGCAGUGUUUUACUUCAAUUAUAGGAAGUAGACUGAAUGAAAAUUCUAACUGGAAGCUAUGUAACUCCACUGCCCACCCAAAAAAAGUCUGGGGUCAGCAGGUUUUUUAGGGUAGGUAGGGAAACAGGAAACACAAAAUUUUUUCCUAGGGCAUACUAUCUACAUUCCAUUAAAAAAACUGAAAAAAAACUACGUUCACGUUCAACGGAAUGUCUGCUCACAAUAUGUUAACUGUUCUAUAUUCUGGAUACAUUAUAAAUAAGAGACAAUAUAAAGCAGUCUGUGUAAAAAUGUUUUUUAUUCAUGUUCAAAUUUGGGUUGGGAACCAUUGGUUGGAUGACAGUACAUGUAUACACCAUGUAUUCAGAUGAGAAAAUAAAUUACUAGUACUUUC
Molecule: messenger RNA, 2012 nt
Organism: Branchiostoma floridae (Florida lancelet)
Lineage: Eukaryota; Metazoa; Chordata; Leptocardii; Amphioxiformes; Branchiostomatidae
Product: TRMT1-like protein
Exons: 9
Coding region: 39-1466 (475 amino acids)
Biological process (GO): tRNA N2-guanine methylation
Cellular component (GO): nucleus
Molecular function (GO): RNA binding
Source: RefSeq, a predicted model, not a curated record